AUGUUCAGCAUGCUGGUCAUAGCCCGUCGCAAACCACGGCCAAAAUGGGAAAGAAAGAGACUGAAACCAGAAGCUGUUCCUUCUGUCUUUCCCUUUGCGUGUAAGAAUGAGUUACCUAGCACAAGAGAGCAAAGAUACAGUAAAAGAGUCAAGUGUGAUACAGAUCAGAGUGAAAAUGUUUUUAGUAGUGAAUGUGUGGUGAAUGAAAAUGUUCCUAGUAGUGAAUGUGUUGUGAAUGAAGUGGUGGUGGAAUCAACGCAAGAAGUUAGUGUAGAUUGUGAUUCAGAAUGUUAUAGGCCUAAAAUUCUUGGUCCCGCAGCACAUGAUUUGAACCUUAAGAGCAACUUCCUUUCCCCACAAGACCAGUUAUUUUUAGUUAUGAUGAAAUUGAGACAAGCAAAAGAAGACAUUGAACUGAGUUAUUUGUUUCAAGUUAGUGAAAGUACUGUUUCAAAUAUCAUUGGUACAUGGAUCAACUUUAUGUACUAUCAACUUAAAGAGCUUAACAUUUGGCCCUCUAGAUCAGUAAUAGAUGAGUAUAUGCCCGAUGACUUCUUUGCGAAUUUUAACAAAACUAGAGUAAUACUUGAUGCCACUGAGGUACCAAUAAAUAAGCCCCAGAAUGUAAAUGCCCAAAGUGCUUCAUUUUCCAAUUAUAAGAACAAAAAUACACUGAAGGUCAUGAUUGGUUGCACACCACGUGGCACUGUUAGUUAUAUUUCAGAUGCUUACUGUGGUGCCACAAGUGACAGACAAAUCAUUGAACGGUCUGACUUGUUACUAGAAAAAGACAAAUUUCAAGAUCAUGACAGUAUAAUGGCCGACAGGGGCAUUAUGGUCCAGGAUUUGUUUGCUUCUCGUAACAUUCAAGUAAACACACCAACAAUGAUAAAAGGAAAAAGCCAGCUUGAGGCACAAGUUGUUGUCAAAGAUCGAAGAAUCGCCUCCAAGCGUAUUCAUGUGGAGAGGAUCAUUGGACUGGCAAAGACUUUUAAAAUCCUCAAGAAAGAGCUUCCAGGAAAAGCUAUUUUAGGCUCCAGAAUUAUUUUCAUUUGUUUUUCAGAAUUGAAUUUUAGACCUUGCAUUGUUGAAAAAUAUUCAUUAUAA
Molecule: messenger RNA, 1107 nt
Organism: Saccostrea cuccullata (small rock oyster)
Lineage: Eukaryota; Metazoa; Mollusca; Bivalvia; Ostreida; Ostreidae
Exons: 3
Coding region: 1-1107 (368 amino acids)
Source: RefSeq, a predicted model, not a curated record